AUGGGUGACCUCGGUGCCGACUCAGUACUGGCCUCGGAGUUCGUCACCUUCCUCCAUGCUCAGCUUAAAGCAAGUCGGGACGAAGUAGAGCGACUCAAGCAAGAAAAUACCUCCUUGCAAGCUGAACUCCACGAGGUCCGACAAGCAUUGGAGCCGGACAAAUCAGAGCAUAUAGCUGGGGAUGACUCGACUGUCGCGAAGUUGCAGUCCGAUCUGGAGAUACUUCGUCAGGAGGUCCAGGAUAUGUGCGCGCUUGCUGCGGUCCAUGAAGCAGACGCCAAGACCUGGAAGACGCGAUACGAAGAGCUGAAACCCCAGCUGCUAGCCUCUGCGGCCGGCAAUACUGCCAUCUUGGACAAAAUGCGCGAUCAGCUGGCCAAUUUUGUGACUUGUCAGCCGCAUGUGACCAAUGACAAGACAGCAGAGGAAUUCAUCGCGUUCUUGUCGGUACUUCCGGGGGCAUUUUGUUCGGACAUACGCGGUAAGACCGCCCAAGCUCUUUUCCACUCCACGUACCUCCCGCUGCUUCCAAAAUCCGCGAUAGACGCAUGUGUGGCCGGGGGGUACGCGUUCUUCGGCCCAAACCUGUUCUGGUGCGGGCCUCUCUCACAGCACGCGUACGUCGUCCACCCAUGUCUCAAGUACAACCCCAAGUUCGCGAAUGGAGAGACACAGUGGUCUCUCGACUCUCGGUGGUCUCAAAUGAUGGGCCAACAACGGGACCUCUUCUACCUACACAACGGGAGCGUAUGCUACGCAGGGACUUUCAUAUGUCACUCUGGCCCGCGCUCCGUCUCAUUGAGCCAUAUGACAUCGGUGAAUGCGAACGAGCAAUUUGCAACCACCCUCGCUAGAGGGACAUUCGACGCGAUGAACGUGAACCAGAAAGCAAAGGGAAAGGUCUACAUCCCCCUCCUAGACACCCUCUAUCGCGACGGAUCCCUCUCGGUACAGCUGCUGGGGCUUCAGCGCGUCGGCUUCAAUGAAAAGCUGUACCAUAUCUUGAAGAAAGCCUCCGACAAGCGUGUUAUGUUCAGAACGACCGACAACUCCAGAGCCGCUCCGACGACAAAGCGCACGAUGGAGGACAUGCAGCAAGGAACGAACGAUGCGGUGAUGGAGCAAUGGGACGAAGAAGCAGGGCCUUCGCCUCCGAAACUUCCACGCCUUCAGCAUGGAGUGACGGUUGCCGAGCUUCCUGGCGACAAUUACGCGUGA
This is a messenger RNA of Epithele typhae, 1218 nucleotides long. RefSeq lists its product as uncharacterized. NCBI's taxonomy places the organism in Eukaryota, Fungi, Basidiomycota, Agaricomycetes, Polyporales, Epitheliaceae. The transcript is spliced from 7 exons. Bases 1 to 1218 code for a protein of 405 amino acids. The record is from RefSeq and is a predicted model, not a curated record.